This is a messenger RNA of Eurytemora carolleeae, 5263 nucleotides long. RefSeq names its product rho guanine nucleotide exchange factor 10-like protein. Gene Ontology annotation, molecular function: guanyl-nucleotide exchange factor activity. Bases 300 to 4625 code for a protein of 1441 amino acids. Lineage: Eukaryota; Metazoa; Arthropoda; Copepoda; Calanoida; Temoridae. The record is from RefSeq and is a predicted model, not a curated record. Gene Ontology annotation, biological process: actin cytoskeleton organization; positive regulation of stress fiber assembly. The transcript has 25 exons.
UCCAGUCGUACAGUGAAUCCCGAACCGCUCAGGUUUAAGUUCCCUUUUGCGUACUUGUCAGUACAUAUCUGUACUAUUCAGUAUAAAUCUGUACAUGUUGGUACAUAUCUGUACUUGAUAAUAUUAGUGAAUUGGUUUCACUAAAGUGUCUCGUAAGUCGUAAUUGAAGUGAUUUUGAAGUUCAAAACAAUCAUCUAAAAGUUAAACGAUCUGGAGCCUUCACAGGUGUUGAUCAAUUGAUCAAUUGACCAAUUUGAUCAAUUUGAUCAAUUUGAUGGAUAUAACGAGGAAUUGUGAAAAUGAGUCGAAGGUCCUUACGGAAGAAACAGUAUCGACCAUUAUCUGCGGAUUUCACAAAGGUAUCUGAGUCCCUGUCCUCUAUGUUUGGGAAUGAUAAUGAAAAAACAGAUAAACAAGGAAACGUACUGCUUAUUACAUAUAAAAGGUCAGUGACUGAAAUUGAUAGUUCUCCAUUAAACUCUCCGCCAUCUUUCUUAAGAACAUUCUCACAACCAGGUAUGACAAGAAAGGACUCUCUAAUCACAGAACAGAUUCAGGAGGAUCAAGAGAAUCAGGAGAACCAGGAGAAUCAAGAAGUUCUCGAGGUUCAGACAGUUAAGGAGGUUCAGGAGAUGGAGACGGAGACCAACCUAAAUCUCUCCCUGGGAACAGAGAAAGCUGAGGAUCUCCAGGUGUACCCGGAGCUGAAUGGAGGACGAAGACGAACUUCCCAAUCCUUAUCCUCUGGAGAGUCCUGGGGUAGUGAGGAAGGACGAACGUACCAAAAUGCACGAGACAAAGACGAUUCAUCAUGUGAUGAUAUUGAGGUUAAAGGAGACAAUAAUAGUCCAAGUACAAUUUGGGAGUUUACAGAUUCACAUUUCCAACCAGAGAAAGAAGCUUGGAAUAGUACACAGUGCUGGAAUAAGGACGUCAAUUGGGAGAACAUAGAUCGAUCCUUCGGCAAAGACCCAUCUUUUGAAGUGAAAGACGAGGUUGGUUGGGUUCCAGUUCAUAAUGUAGGCUGGGAGAACCAGUUUAUUCAAGCAGUUCCUUCUGUGCCCUUAGCUAGUGAAGACUCAGACUUGGGAGAGUCAGCUGACUUUGAGUCUUUCAGUAGCGAAGAUGAUGAAGAUAAUGAGGCAAAACAUAAUUUGACUCCAACAACUGAUUCAAAGGAGGACUAUGUCGGACUGGGAUUUACAAGAUCGCUCAGGGAUCGCUUCCAUACUAAAGCAAGCUGGAUCAGACGAUCUUCGGAGAGAGAUAUUAAGUUAAGCCGUGAUUCUUCCCCCUCUGAGAUAUCUGAAUCGAAGGUUCUGGCAGAAUCUAAACUAUCCCGGCUGUUCUCUCUGCGCCGGUCAAUCGGACCCACCAGCCUAGAUAGAACAGAUUCACAGAUGCCCAGACUUACAGAGGAGGAGGAGUUGCAUCUUUCCCACAGCUCCCUUGACACCCCUCAACCCCUCCCUUCACUAGAGGAGACCCUCCCCUCCCUCCCUCUCCCCCUUCACUUCAAGAGCCGGGGAGUAAAGAGAAGAUGUAUCAUCAACUCCCUCGUGGAGUCGGAGAACAGCUACAUUGCCUCCCUCACCAAGCUGGCGGUAGAGUACAAGGUAUAUCUGGAAUCUGCCUCCCCACCCAUUCUUAGUGAAACAAAGAUUGAAACAUUGUUUUUCAGGAUUCCUGAAAUACUGGCUUGCCAUCUUUACUUUAAAGAGAGCCUCAGAUCUGCCCUUCAAAACUGGGAACAGAAUGAAAUGAUCGGGGAAGUUUUUGUUUCCAAUUUCUCAAGUCGACGUGUAUUGGAGACCUAUGCAGAUUAUAUCAACAACUUCAACUCUGCUAUGGAGGUGGCCAAGGCAGAGUCAAAGAGAAAAUCUGCUUUCGCGGAUUUUCUUAAAGUGAAACAGCUGCAGAGUGCUGAUAGGUUAGCGCCAUUUUAUAGUUUUGUUUUACAACUAAAUUUUAUGAUAUUUAGGAUGGGUAUACAACAAGCUUUAACUACCCUCGAGUGCUUAACUGGGAUGCUUAAUGAACGAAAAAGGAUCUCAGAACAGAGCGCAGCAUUUAAAACAAAUAUGCGCAGUAUUGGCAGUAAACUAGGGCGGAGUGAGGUGGAAAGGGUUCUAAUAAGAGGAGAUGAAGUACGUCUACUAGAGUUUAACCAUCAUGGGCAAAUCUGCAGGGUUAAACAGAGAAAACUUCUUCUUCUAAAUGAUUCGGUUGUUUGUGUAUCUGUAUCUGGAAGACCAAGUGAGGUGGAGUUUAUAAGUCCUGGAUCCCAAGAAAGAAUGAACCUCAAGUGGUCUGUAGCCUACAAUGACAUCGAAAUAGUUGACGGACCAGCGCAAGGAACACUGGCACGAUUGACCGCUGGGGGAUCGGUUGCCGCGAAACGAUCAUCACUUGGACGAACAGCUAAUCCAGUCACCAUGUUUAAUGGAAAUGAGAGUGGAGAAGCCGAGAAGUUAGCAGCUGAAAUGGCGGAUCUUAUGUAUGAUUAUGACGUCAUGUCCAGAAUAAGUACUAUGUUGGACACCAUGAAGGGAUCCUAUCCAAAAAUGACAAGUGGAAUAGCUGGAGAUCUGUUAAAUCAAAUUCAAACAUCUAUAAGACAAAAGGACGAAGAAAUGAGCUAUUUGGACAAAUGUUGUCUUCAUUUGGCAAUUAGGAAAAAGGAUAGACCUGAAACCAUCACCCUUCAGAUGCAGACACCUAAAGUUAAAGACGAGUGGAUUGUUGAGCUCAGAUUGGCACGAUUGGCGGUUGACCCAUCUAACUCUCCGAGCUGGAAUACUAAAGAUGACCUUAUCCAACCUGUUACGAGAUUACCACUCUUCGUCAAAAAUGUCGUCUCCCACUCAAUCUCAGACAAGCAGACCGAAAUCACCUGUGGAUUAAGCUACACCCUGAUGGUUGAAACUCCGACCCGAACUCUAAAACCGGUUUCCUACAUCUGGACCAACUGUACAGACGGAACGAGUUCCAGUUUGCGGAUUUACUCCGCCAUUAAGACCCAGCAGGUUGUUCUGAAGGAAUUGGGAACUAUUAACCCGCCUUGUCUGGUCAAUUCUCUCAUCUUCGUGCCGAAAGCUCCAGGACUGAACUCCAUGUCGAGUGAGGAUCGAAGGACGGAUCAGGUUUGGGUGUCAGGGACGGAUAAAACCAUUCUUAUCUAUACUGGACUUGAGGCGGAGAAGGGGCGGGAGCUGGGGCGGAUUUAUCUUGUGGCGGAGCCAGUUGUUCUUCAUUAUCACGGCGGAGGAACCAUCUGGGUUGGGUUGGCAGAUGGAACUCUGUAUAUUUACAGAAGAGGUUUGACAGGAUUAUGGGACACCAACAAUCCUCAAGUUCUCCUAAUUGGAUCGGAUCCCGUCUCCUGCCUGUCCCAGGGAUCAGGGAUUCUCUACGCAGCUACAGGGAGACGAAUUACUCUGGUAGAUUGUGAGAGUGUGGAGAUUGAAAAGAGUUUUAUCAUCUCCCAUCCUGAAAUCCCUGAAACCAGUAGGAUCACCCAUGUAGCCCGGGCUGGGGUAGGACUCUGGGUUGCCAUGUCUAAGAGUUCUCUAAUAAAUCUCUACCACACAGAAACCCUUGCGCAUAUUCAAAAUAUUGACCUCUCGGAGAACGUGGACAGAGUUCUUUCCGGACGGGAGAAUGGAGUAAAAAGAUUUGUGCACAUCACCUCGCUAUCAGUAUCAACUGGGUUACUAUGGAUCGGAACUAAUGUUGGAUUAGCUCUGACCAUACCUCUACCCCGUCUUGGAGGUAUACCAACCAUAUCUGGGUCUGCAAACAUAUCAUACCAUGCCCACUACGGGCCGGUAAGAAUGUUUCUUCCAAUCAAUCAAUCUAUCAUCACUGAAGACUUACCUGUACCCAAGAAAUCAUAUCGUUUGAGUACCACAAGCCAGGACACAAUAGAAGAGGAGCCUGAAAUCAAAAUAGGUAUCCACAAACUCAGUUCUGUGGAUCGUGGAGCAGGGAUCACCAAAAGGUAUUCUUCGCCGCGUCUUGGAUCAAGAAGGGAUUCGGUUCAACGAAAGAUAAGUGAUUCAGAGCGAAGAGGGAGUAAAACCCUUCCUCGUGGAUUUUCUCUCGCCAAUCACUCCGACUGCGGGGAUUCUAUCUAUGGUUUAUAUGAGGAUCUUCUCAACGUCCAGGACUAUGAUUGUGAGAGCUCGGAGCUAAACAGAUCCCGCCAAAACUGUCAUAAAUCCGACCCAGAACUCAAUACGAUCCCAUACAGAGUCUCGACACUGGACCGACGAAUGACGAUGAAACUUCAGCGACCCCGAUCCCUUGACCUCUCCUCCUGGUCGGUCGAGUCCAGAUCAUCCAGUCACACUAAUUCAAGCUCAGACGGUUCAGAAAAAGCAUUGACCCCUUCGGUUUCCAGAAAUGCGUCAUUUGUUUCUCAAAAGGCGUCAGAGCCUGCUCUUUUGCGUCAGCAAUCAAUGCGAAAACCUGCGAAACCAAAGUCUGAGCUGUCCAACCGUACACUGACCACCCUCAUGGGUGGCCGGGGGUAUAUCAACUGGCGAACCUUCCGAUCCUGCCCGCAGUCGGCCAAAUUCAACAAUAAUGAUGCCAGUCUCAUCAUCUGGGACCAAAAGAUAUAAAUUCAGCAAAACAAGAUGGCGAACAUUGCUGUUCUAGCGGCCAUCUUUAUUUAUGAACUAUUUAUGUCGUGUACCGUUCUAUGUGGAUUUUAAGAUUUAUAUUGAAUUAGCGUAUACUAUCUUACCAUUUCUAACAUUAGACAUCAUUAAAAAUGAAAUUAUCCACACCCUGCAUAAACGUAUACAUAUAAUUGGUCCAAAUGCUUUUCUUUUAUAGGCUAAUCCCUGGCUGUGAUUUGUUGUUGUGAUAAAAUAUUAAAAUUGAAAUUUAUUUUUGAAAUUUGGAUUUUUGUAAUUUUUAAAUCAGGUAUUAUUUGAACUGUUUCAUGUACAUGCCAUGUCAAAAAAAAACUGUUCCACUAAAGAAUUGUGACCUUAUACAACCAUUGAAAGGCAAACAUUGUAUCCUUUAAUGCACUACUAGACUAGGAACAAAGGUAAAACAUGUACAUUAACGGUACAUAUUGAUCAUUUAUGUUUACAGCUGAACAGUACGUGAACGGUUGCUGUAAUUUGUCAAUUUUUGGAAGAUUUUAGGUGAUUUAUGUGUGAAAAAUGUAUAUUUAUAAGAAUUUAAAAUUUAAUUCUGUGAUCAAAAUUUCAAAUUGAAUAAAUGGUGUCUAAAUGUUAAAACUAGG